AUCGCACUGUUGAUGAGAGAGAGUGUGUGCAGAGUGAGUGAGAGAGAGAGAGCGAGAGAGAAGCAGAGCGCUCUGUAAACAGGCUGUCAGAAAAGAAAGUGCAGGGACAUUUUCAUCCGUUACAGCCAAAGGAGAGUGUUGCGUACAACACUGAAGGAUAAUCACGAGAGGGAGAGAGCGUGAGCGCGAGCGAGAGAAGGUUUAAUUAAUUCAUGCAGGAGGGAAGGGAUGUUUCUGCUGCUGACGGAGCUGGUUCCAGCACUGCCUGUAGCAUUUUGUUUGUGAGCCCAUCCAUGCUGUGAACGUGACAGCAUUCAGAUCAGGCAGGAUUUGACGGACUCCAUCACCUGAACAAGCAGAGAGUACAUCAGUUGAAAGGUCAUCAGUUGCUCCUCCGUGUGCACCUGGCACCUCCCUGCCGCAGAGCUACUCCAAUCCCGGCCCCUGCCGGUGGCGCAGCACGCAUCACCUUCACACUGCCCUCGUCCUUGUGUUUCACAACUCCACAUCGGGGACGCCGAUUCACCAUCUGUUACUAAGAAAAGGCGACAUAAUCAUGCCAGAUCGUACCAUGUCCUUCUCAUACCUCACCUGAGGACAAUCAGUGUGGUUCCCCAGGCUCGCCGCGAGCACUCUGACUGGCGAGAUGGGAGACUGGGUCUGUCUGAGCCCAGCCGAAUUCUCCCAGCUGCAGCAGUACAGUGAAUAUUCCUCCAAGAAGCUUAAAGAUGUCCUGGAAGAGUUUCAUGGAAAUGGUGUCCUCUCCAAAUAUAACCCUGAACAGCCCAUCGACUAUGAGGGCUUCCAGCUAUUCAUGACGACCUAUCUGGAGAAUGACAUCCCUGAGGAACUUUGCAAACACCUCUUCACCUCCUUCAAGAGCAAGAAUGGUGGAGGCAACUCCCCUGAUGCCUCUCGAUCUGGAGCAGGCAUGCUAGAGCCCAGGUCCAUUAAUGCAGGCAUCACUAUACAGACCGAAGUGGCCUGUGCACCCAUAACAGGUAUGAAUGGGAAGAGUAUUUUGAGCGCUAUGAGCCGACAUACACCAGAGAACUCUGCAGGGAUCACUCAAGGCUCAGGGGCCACCACAUCACCCUGCUCCUCCCGCUCCUCCUCACAACGCUCAGGCACAGGGGGCCACACACCCAGAGGCCGCCACAGGUCACCCGGCACGCAGCCCAAUCUCCCAGCCAGCAGCAGUAGCAGCAAUGCUUUGGCUCUCUCCAAAACUACCAACUCCCCACACCUCUCCCCAGAGCGUAAUCAAUCUGAAAAUCGUACAUCUCUCCGGAGGAGUCCUUCUCCACAAAAAGGAUCUCCAUCACCCCAAGUGGUCUUCCUUAAAGAUAUUGUUUGCUACUUGUCCCUGCUGGAGAGGGGAACGCCAGAGGACAAGCUUGAGUUCAUGUUCAGGCUCUAUGACACAGAUGGCAAUGGUCUGCUGGACAGUUCGGAGCUCGACCGCAUCAUAAACCAGAUGGUCCAUGUAGCAGAGUACCUAGAAUGGGACUCUACAGAACUUCAACCAAUUCUGAAGGAGAUGAUGGAGGAGAUUGAUUAUGACCGGGAUGGAACGGUCACAUUAGAGGAAUGGAUCAGAGGAGGAAUGACCACCAUACCACUCCUGGUACUGCUGGGAAUGGAGACGAAUGUACAGGAAGAUGGGCAGCAUGUGUGGAGACUGAAGCAUUUCAACAAGCCAGCAUACUGUAAUUACUGCCACACUAUGUUGUUAGGAGUACGAAAACAGGGCCUUUGCUGCUCACUAUGCAAGUACACAGUCCAUGAGCGCUGUGUGUCCAAAGACAUUGCUCCUUGCAUUAGCACCUACGCCAAGUCCCGCAGACACACCAAUGCUAUGCAGCAUGUUUGGAUGGAGGGCAACUCCCCAACAAAAUGUGACAAAUGUCACCGCAGUAUCAAGUGCUAUCAAGGUCUAACAGGCCUUCACUGUGUUUGGUGUCAAAUCACUUUUAACACCUACAUUGACGGUGGACCAUUAAAAGAUCACACACUCUUGCCGUCGUACAUCUGCCCUGUUGUUCUGGACCGUCAUUCUGCUGUCAAAAGAGGUGAAGGAGAAUCAUCCCCCAGUACCAGCCCUGAGGACACCAGCCAGUGUUUCAAGUUCACCGGUGACGGUCAGGCACUGCAGAUCACCCCUCUGCCUGGAACGCACCCUCUCCUUGUGCUGGUUAAUCCUAAAAGUGGAGGUCGGCAGGGUGAGAGGGUGCUGCGGAAAUUCCAGUACCUGCUUAACCCCAGACAGGUGUACAGUCUGGAUCGAGGAGGACCCAUGGUGGGGCUCAACUUUUUCCGAGACGUGCCCAAUUUCCGCGUGCUGGCCUGCGGAGGCGAUGGAUCAGUGGGGUGGAUUUUGGACUGCAUUGAUAAGGCCAAUUUUGCUCGGCAUCCACCUGUUGCGAUCCUGCCACUGGGUACCGGGAAUGACCUCGCUCGCUGCCUGCGCUGGGGUGGAGGCUAUGAAGGAGGCAGUCUGGUCAAGUUCCUCAGGGAUAUCGAGCACAGCACCGAAGUGCUGCUUGACCGCUGGAACAUCGACAUUGUCCCUGAUGAUAAGGAGGAGAAGGGCGACCCUGUGCCCUACAGCAUAGUGAACAACUACUUCUCCAUUGGAGUGGAUGCAUCCAUAGCACAUCGCUUCCACUUGAUGAGGGAGAAACAUCCAGAGAAGUUUAACAGCAGGAUGAAAAACAAGUUGUGGUACUUUGAAUUUGGCACCACAGAGACCAUCUCAGCCACUUGUAAAAAGCUGAACGAAUGCAUUGAGGUGGAGUGUGAUGGCAUCAUUUUGGAUCUCAGCAGCACGUCUCUGGAGGGUAUCGCUGUGCUCAAUAUUCCCAGCAUGCAUGGGGGCUCCAACCUGUGGGGCGAGUCCAAGAAAAGACUGAAUUACAAUCGCAUGAGUAAGAAAGUGCCAGAGAGAAUGUCUGGCAGCACUGUCACUGAUGCCAAAGAGCUCAAGUUUUGUGUGCAAGAUUUGAGUGAUCAGCUUCUGGAGGUGGUGGGUUUGGAGGGAGCCAUUGAGAUGGGUCAGAUCUACACAGGUCUCAAGAGCGCUGGGCGGCGCCUUGCACAGUGUUCUAGUGUCACCAUCAGGACGUCCCGGCUGCUGCCCAUGCAGAUUGAUGGGGAACCGUGGAUGCAGCCUCCAUGCACGAUACGGAUCACACAUAAGAACCAAGUUCCCAUGCAGCUGGGACCGCCACAGAAAACAUUCUUCUUCUUCAAGAAGCGAAACAGAAGUCGGGACUAGAUGUGGGACUCCAAAAUUCACCCACUCUUCUACAAUCAUACAAACCCACUCAAACAUCUCCACCUUCCUCAGCUAAUUCUUCAUCUUUGGCAGGUGGCAGCCAAAGAGAAGACACCUUUCAAUCACUUUUGUGAGACAAAUCAAUACAAAUACAACACUCAAUGGACUCCAUCUCCGAACACAUUCAGAUGCUCAUAGGCUGAACCAGAACCUCUCUGAGUGUCAUGACCACUUCCUGUGUCUUAUCAUCCAGAACAUCUUAUCUCAGGCUUGUGACCUGUAAGCUAUGACUCAAUUCCAACUAAAUCGCCACUCCCAGUAGGCCACUGCCUUGGGAUCACACUGUGUGCCCUCUCCCUCCUCUUGAGACGGCUCAUCAGAAGAUACUGCCAAUUUCAAAGAGAAAAAGAGAGGGAGGACCAGAAGUGAAGAGUCUCGCCCAGUAAAGGGAAAAGAAGUGUGUUCAAGUUAAAAAAGAAGAGGAGCAAGAGACACCCUGGCAUGGUGCACAUAUGGACGUCACAGGGCCCUGGCCUAGCCUAGCAGGACCAGGGAACUUACUUUCCUCCUAAAGGAGCUCACUGAAUUAUACAUCAGUGCAUGCAAAGCAUUCAUUCCUGUGCCUCUCAAAGGCCCUACAGCAUGCCAUCACUAAAGAGAUGAAGCAACAUACUAAUCCAUUGUGAAUGUGUUUAUGGGGGUCUGCUGAUAGAGAUAGGUUAGGCUGGCCUGAGUGAGAAGAAACAUUUCAGCUUCUGUUGUUUGCUCUAGGCAUUUCUUGUGUUCACCCUCAGGCCACAAAACUGACCAGUGCAAGUUUUCUUACAGUUAGCUAGAUGUUUAUUUAUUCACAUACUGCCCUCUAGAACAACAAUGUUCGCGUUCAGUGUGGAGAAUUAAACCUAUGGUCUUUCAAACAUGCAAGGAGUUUAGAGAACCCUUUGAAGAGAGAAUCAGUGGACUAAAAGAGUUUUACCAAUUAGCAUUUAUAUAGUAGCAAUGAGGCAAUCUGUGCAAUAAUUUGAUGAUUUUAUCAUAUUUUUUAAGCCAAAUCAAAAUAGCUUGCCAUUAAGUUGGGGAGUAGUGAUUUUUCCCUGUCAAUUAAAAACAUCUUACACCAGCCUAUGCUGGCUAUGCUGGUCUGUUGGCUAGUUUCAGUGGGUGUUGGGCACUUUUCAGCUGGUCAGGCUGGGAGACUUGCAGGUUACCCAGCUAGACCAGCUGAAGACCAUUGUAAUAGCCUUUUCACAGCAACAUGAACAUACGGCAUGAAAAUUCGGUCCAGUUUUCGCAUGUGAUUUGUCUGUUCAAACCAAUGCGAAAAAUGGAAAAAUGACUGAAUGAAAAAUGCAACUUAACUUUAUGACAGUAGGUGGCGCUUACAGAAAAUUAGUUUUAUGUAACAGCAGCGACUCAGGGCAUGUGACCAAAAAGUGUGAAUCAUAUUGUUUGGCUGUGUGAAUGUUUGUCUAAAUCUAAGAAAAAGCAUUAAUAGCCAUCCAUUCAAAUGAAAAUGUUUAUAACACUGAAUAUUCGUCUUGGUGUGAACAGCCCUUACACCAGCUAAGGCCAUCAAACCAGUUUAGGCUGUUUUAAGCAUUUUAUCAGCAAACUACAAUUUUAAUAAUUUAUUUUUAUAUAACAAUAAGAACAUAAUGGUAAAACUUUAAGACAAGGAUCAAUUUAUUAACAUUUGUUAAUGCAUUAGAUGUCGACAACUAACACUGAAAAUAUAUUAACAACCUUUAAUAAUCUAGAUUAACCUUAAUUUAUAAACUCAAUUGCUUGGUCCAAAUUCAAUUCCACCCCAUGAAUUUAUGCUGUUGUUCAUUGUUAAUUCAUUUAUAAUCAUAUUAUGUUAAAUAAUAUUCAUUAAUACAACUUGAAAAUCUAUGAAUAUAUUGCAUACAUUAUUAACAUUGACCAGGAGUAAUAAAUCCUGUAAAAAUAUUAAUUGUUCAUUGAUGCAUUAACCAAUGUUAACAGAUUAAAUAUUAUAUUUUGUUACAGAAAUAAUAGUUUAAGGAAAAAUAUGCUACACAUUUCUGAGAAAACAAAGUCUACAUUCAGAGGCGGGCUGAAAUGGAUGCAGCGCUGGUAUUAACACUGAAUCCUCUGCUCCCCGUCUGUCACAACAAGCUACUGCAGUAGGGUUUGAUUUACUUCUGCAUGGACGGAGCCUAAAUUUAACUUCCUAUUUCAGGGCAUGAAACACUAUUCCUAAUUGCAGCAUGAAAACAUCAGCUCGCAAUUUCAGGUCGACAGUCAAGCGGGUGUGAAUGCGGCCUAGAUGAAUGCAGAAAACAGAAGUUACUUUCAGUAGAUCCAAAAAGUGAGCUUUGUAAUCUUUAGCCCUUCUGAGAAGGCCCGUAAAGAGUAUUUAACUUAAAGAUGCCCACUAUGUAUCAGUAUUUGUAUAAUCCAAGAGCCUUGUGUGCAUAUAUAUGAAUGUGCAGUGAUCAUCAGAUGCUUUCACAGUUUGCCGUAGGGUGGUGGAACUGUAUAUAUAUUUCACCAAUACACAGAACACGUAACUCAGAUUGACUUACAGUUCAGGUGUCGACUUUGGAAACUGAGCUCUUACCAGGGUUAGCAGGUUAAUGUUCCCUUUAAAGAACACUGAACCGCAGAAGCAACACCAGUGUCCUAAAUAAUGCUAAUCUCUCCAUAUGACCACAGAACUAUCACCUCCAGCCUGUGGGUCGGUUUAUCAUAGAAGUAAAUGGUGGAUUUUGCUAAAAGAGCCCCAUUGUUUCUGUGGUCUGUGGACAGAUGGUUUAUCCUGCGUGACAUUCUGGUGUUUAAAGAACGGCGGUUUGGUUACAAGUGCAUGUUUACAACUACUUUUCAUUUUACAGUUUAGAAUGAUUUUAAACAGUCAUGUAUAUAUAGAAAUUGUUUAUAUUUUCUCUAAAGUUAAACCACCGCAUGCCUGCUGAAACAAAGAAGACAAAGAUGUCUGCUUGAAGAGAGACCACGCUGAUUGUUGCUACUUUAUUAGUUUCACAUGAUUAUAUUUUGGACCCUAUCCAGGCCCCUUGUAUCUUUACACUGUACUUUUCCUCAAUCAGUUAGUAGCAUGUUCAUUGUACAAAUACCUCUGUGGAUGUUCUUUGUUCUGUUUUGUAUUUUGUAGACUGGGGUUUGGCACCAAUGUAUGCUGAUCGAUGAGCAACUGAGAAAUGUCACGUUUGGGAAAUGUCAUUUCUAAAUCGUGCUGAUGUCACCUCCUGUGUCAUUUCUGUGAAUAACUGAUAGCCUUAACUUACCAAAACAAAAUAGCAUUUUGCCUGGAGCAAAGACAUUUGUAAUACAAGUCACUAAGAAAAUUACCCAAAUGAUGGAACAAAAUAGGUGGUAUAAAACGAGAGGUCAACAUCUGUUUACCGUGUUGCAAUAACUCAUUUUUGUUAGUGUCACCGUACCCGCCUACUUACUCUCAGAGAAACGUGGUGAUAGAGCGAUGAGCUCCAUGAUGCCUCUAACACCACAUAUGUCUUCAUUUGUGGACUAGACGGCUUUUAUCUAUUUUGUAGCUGUCCUAAAACUGUGAUUGCUCAAUCUACCCAUCACUGUCUCUUUUAUCAUAACAAUAAUAUGAUUUUUUCUGUCAAAACCAUGCUGCCUCUUGCAGGGUUGUGCUCUAUUCAGAAUUGAAUUAAGAAUGCUUUUUAAGUUCUGAAUGUGAGGUUUUUAAUUAAAAAUGAAUUUGAAUUCAAAGAAUAUCAUAUAAUUUUGAUGUAUAACUAGAAUAACCAUGCAACUUGACAAAGCCUUUUUUGAAAGUUUUGCAAAGACGUCCCUGAAGUCUGAGAGUUUGUUGGCCCCCCAGACAGAGAGAACGAUGGAUGGUAGGAAGGAAGACAACUUUUUUUCCCAGGAUGCAUUGCCUGUUGAAUUUCUUUGCGUUAAAAUUCAGUACAUUCCUCUUCCUGUCAUUCCGAUUCAAAUUCAUGUAGGGCGUGGGCAAUUCUAUUUAAAUUCAAACUUGUGAGUUGAAAGAGUGACAACUUUUUUUUUUCUUCCUAGUUCUGAAUUUUGCCCAACCCUGGCAUCUUGAGACCAAAUUGGGAAAGUUUUUUAAGGACGGUGAACCACAAUCCUGGACUCAAAUAUGAAGAGACAGUAUGGCUUAUCUCAGUGUAGCUCCUUUCUUAGCUGGGUCAGAUGAGUUGUAUUGAGUCUCCACUGAUGGAGUAGAUCCCAAUGUGAUGUUCAACAUGUGUGUUUAACUCACAGUUUUAUUCCUGCCCUAGGGUUAGUGUGGUUUGUAGCAGUCCAUCUGUAUGGUAGGCAACAAGGUUCAAGGACAGGAGUCCUGCAGACUGGGAUGGGGUUAAAGGGUGAAUCAUGCCCUUGAAAGCCCCUUUUAGACUCUGUUACUCUGGUUCUUGUAAGCUGUUGGCAUCGAUGUUAAUGGACAGAAGAGUUUUAUUGAAUAAAACGGAGAGACUAAA
Cyprinus carpio (common carp) is the source of this 7734-nucleotide messenger RNA. Its product is annotated as diacylglycerol kinase beta-like. NCBI's taxonomy places the organism in Eukaryota, Metazoa, Chordata, Actinopteri, Cypriniformes, Cyprinidae. Gene Ontology annotation, cellular component: plasma membrane. Gene Ontology annotation, molecular function: calcium ion binding; ATP-dependent diacylglycerol kinase activity. Bases 647 to 3277 code for a protein of 876 amino acids. The transcript has 26 exons. The record is from RefSeq and is a predicted model, not a curated record. Gene Ontology annotation, biological process: intracellular signal transduction; lipid phosphorylation; diacylglycerol metabolic process.